AUGAUGCGCCCACGGCCUGCGUCUUCCUUGCAGAAGACGUACGACGAGUGCUAUCUCGCGUGCUCCACUGCGGUGUACUUUGAGGGCCAGGUAAGUGCGCUAGUCCCCGAACACCCGUUCCCCAAAGACUCACUGUAUCAGAACAACGAAGAGGAAGCAUUGCGGUCCUGGCGAUCUGCCCUUGAUGUUAUUUACCAUCACAAUGCCCGCCGCGUACCCUCGAACUACCACCCGAAAUCCGAAACCGAGAAAGCCCUUCAAGACUCCAUCCGAGCGCUGGAGGUUCAAUGCCGAGAACGGGUCGAUCUGCUCGGCGCUCUUCAAGCAAGCAGGAAAGAAUCUGGAGAUGCAAGUAGCAGCAAAGCAAGCGCUACUCUUGUCAAGGGUAAAUUCCAUCCAAGCAUACCGAGACAAUCCUCGAGCAACUCACCCGGCUGGAUCGGAGAUGGAACAAUCCCCGCCGUGGACUACACCGACCUUUCCAAACCGGCCGCUAUCCCCGGCCGCCCAGCGCUGCCAGGGAGACACAGUACGGAGUCGCCGGCGUCCUUCGAAGAUGCCAGUCCGGCGGCAAUAUCAGCGGCCGGUGCGCCUGCGCUGCGCGUGCACUCAAAUUCUUCAAGCAAAUCAAAGUCGCGGGGAUCCAGUCAAGAGCGCCGGAAACCCAUGUUGACAACUCUGCGCAGCAAAGAUGGCAAGAAGAGUAGCAAGAAAGUUAAGGCUACAUCGAAAAAGGAGAAGGCAAAGCAGCCGGCUGCUUCCAGAGCAGCGGGUCUGGCUUGGGGUAGCAUAUAUCGCGGUGCCUCGGGUGAAAAGCCUGUGAGCGAAACGGCUUUGGCCUCAUCACGCCAAAGCGCCGCCGCCCAUGACCCCAGUUUCCGACGAGAGCCCGAACCACGAUCUAGCCUUGGGGAGGCGCCUUCACCAGCGAGGACUCGUACAUCCCGAGAUCUACCGGGGGAUCGAAUUCCUGCUGCCCAUUGGCGAGAGCCUCUACGUCCGUCUCCGAAGAGGUCCUCCACCCAAACAUUGCCUACCCAGGCGCCAACGCCUCCCCGUGCACCCCGACCGCCAGCUGACAGCCCUAAACUACCACCUCCGUCUCCUGCACUGUCCAUGCCGAACCCGGCCGACUUUGCACCGCAGCCCAAACCAUCUAUUAAACCGAAGCCUGUGGCUUUGCGGUCUUCUUACCAACCGCCAAGCGCCAAUCAUCCAAUACAGUCUCCUAGGUCCGAGGGUACCUCCCGGACGUUGACCCCCCGGCGUGACGUCGAACAGAAUUCACCAAUCGAGAAGCCUCGAAUAAGAUCUGCGCCUCGGAUCCCCAAAAUCGAUGGAGACGCGCGCAAUUCUCCUCUAGCCGGCAGUAGUACUAGUGGCGAUGAUCUCCAUCGUGGGGUGAACCGGUUGGCCAUAUCUCAGAGGAAUGGGGACAGUGUACCACGUCGCAAACCUACUCCAAUAACACGGCGGGAAACACCCCCGUCCAGCGAGCAAGAGACCUCGGAUCACCGGACGAUAGACAGCGAUGCAGAGGAUGAAGAUGAAGAGAACAGUGACGUUGCGAAAAUCAUGGAGAAAUUGCCCAAGGGCAUUGAUCCCCAGUCAGCAAAGCAGAUUUUGAACGAUAUCGUGGUGCGCGGUGAUGAAGUACAUUGGGAUGAUAUAGCAGGGUUAGAAGGAGCCAAAAAGGCCCUCAAAGAAGCAGUGGUCUACCCAUUCCUCCGACCCGAUCUCUUCUCAGGCCUUCGCGAACCAGCCCGGGGAAUGCUCCUCUUCGGACCCCCAGGCACAGGCAAAACCAUGCUUGCACGCGCAGUAGCGACCGAAUCGAAAUCGACCUUCUUCUCCAUCUCCGCAUCAAGUCUCACAUCAAAAUGGCACGGCGAGAGCGAGAAGCUCGUGCGUGCCCUCUUCGGGCUCGCCAAAGCCCUCGCCCCGUCCAUCAUCUUCGUCGACGAGAUCGACUCCCUCCUUUCCGCCCGAUCAUCCGGUUCAGAGCACGAGGCCUCCCGCCGCUCCAAGACCGAAUUCCUCGUCCAAUGGUCCGACCUCCAGCGCGCAGCCGCCGGCCGCGAACAAACCAGCCGCGAGAAAAAGGAAGGCGACGCAAGCCGUGUGCUCGUCCUAGCUGCCACCAAUCUGCCCUGGGAUAUCGACGAGGCCGCACGUCGCCGCUUCGUCCGUCGCCAGUACAUCCCUUUGCCGGAACAACAUGUGCGCGAACAGCAGCUACGCAAACUAAUCAGCCACCAGCACCACGAGCUGAGCGAUGCCGAUAUCCAGGUUUUGGUCCAAGUAACAGAAGGCUUCUCUGGCUCGGAUAUAACAGCCCUCGCCAAAGACGCUGCCAUGGGUCCUCUGCGCAACCUUGGUGAAGCCCUCCUCCAUACGCCUAUGGAUCAGAUUCGGGCCAUUAUCUUCCAGGACUUCGAAGCGAGUCUGUAUUCUAUUCGACCUAGUGUAUCUCCUGAUGGGCUACGGAAAUAUGAGGAGUGGGCGAAAGAAUUUGGUGAGAGAGGUGGAUAG
This is a messenger RNA of Penicillium bovifimosum, 2532 nucleotides long. RefSeq lists its product as uncharacterized. Bases 1 to 2532 code for a protein of 843 amino acids. Lineage: Eukaryota; Fungi; Ascomycota; Eurotiomycetes; Eurotiales; Aspergillaceae. Gene Ontology annotation, molecular function: ATP hydrolysis activity; ATP binding. The transcript has 2 exons. The record is from RefSeq and is a predicted model, not a curated record.